Molecule: messenger RNA, 1237 nt
Organism: Raphanus sativus (radish)
Lineage: Eukaryota; Viridiplantae; Streptophyta; Magnoliopsida; Brassicales; Brassicaceae
Product: rac-like GTP-binding protein ARAC6
Exons: 6
Coding region: 411-1004 (197 amino acids)
Biological process (GO): regulation of cell shape; cortical cytoskeleton organization; actin filament organization
Cellular component (GO): cytoplasmic vesicle; cell projection; plasma membrane
Molecular function (GO): GTPase activity; protein kinase binding; GTP binding
Source: RefSeq, a predicted model, not a curated record
AAAAGAAUCGGGGAUGGCAGCGAUUAGUAACGAACGCUUCAAUGGCAAUUAUUUGCGGCCAUCACUUUCUCUCUGUCGAUCCAAAUUCAUCUUCCUCACGUUUUUGUUAACAAACCAACAAACACCAUUCACCACCAUCUUUGAUCACGUCCUUUGUGUUUUCCUCUUUACAUUUUUCUUUCUGAUUUUUUUCCUCAUUCACUUACAUCGUUUAGUUUUUUUUUUGUUUGUUUGUGCCGGAGAGAUGUUUAAUUGAAUGUAAAUAGUAGAAGACUCGGAGGAAUUGGAUUCAUAUUGUGGGGUUGUUGUUCCUCAGACGUAGAUCUGAGGUUGCAUUUUAUUAUCAUUUUUUGACUUUUUCUCUUUAGUUUUCUGUAUUGUGUCUUCAUCAUCACGUUUGGGCUUGGGCAAUGAGCGCGUCAAGGUUCAUAAAGUGCGUUACCGUUGGUGACGGAGCUGUCGGCAAAACAUGUUUGCUCAUUUCUUACACCAGCAACACCUUUCCCACGGACUAUGUUCCCACUGUUUUCGAUAACUUUAGCGCCAAUGUGGUUGUCAAUGGAGCCACGGUCAAUCUUGGAUUGUGGGAUACUGCAGGGCAGGAGGACUAUAACAGAUUAAGACCUUUGAGUUACCGUGGUGCUGAUGUUUUCAUUCUAGCCUUCUCUCUUAUUAGUAAGGCUAGUUACGAGAAUGUCUCCAAGAAGUGGAUCCCAGAGUUGAAGCACUAUGCUCCUGGUGUCCCCAUCGUCCUUGUUGGAACCAAACUUGAUCUUCGGGAUGACAAACAGUUUGUUAUCGACCAUCCUGGUGCCGUCCCUAUUACAACUGCUCAGGGAGAGGAGCUCAAAAAGCUAAUAGAAGCGCCUGCUUACAUAGAAUGCAGUUCAAAAUCCCAAGAGAACGUGAAAGGAGUCUUUGAUGCAGCUAUCAAAGUGGUCCUUCAACCUCCAAAGCAGAAGAAAAAGAAGAACAAAGCACAAAAGGCUUGCUCCAUUUUGUAAGAAGCUCGAUGACAGGGUCUUAAAAGAAAGUGUUUUCGUUUUCAUUUUUUUCAGUGUUCAUUGUUGAUUGCUCUCUUAGUUCCUCUAAAUACGAUUUGUGUUGAGUUUAAUUUAACGUAUGUUUAAAUUGAUAGUCGAGUCGAGAGAGCUUAGUAUUGGUGGAGCUAAUAUUGGUGUAGUAUAGUCUCUCUUCCAUUCUAAAUGAUAUGUUAAACUUGAUGUUGUACAUGUAA